Messenger RNA from Rhea pennata, 3823 nucleotides. It is a transcript of the gene ARMC5, whose product is annotated as armadillo repeat containing 5. Gene Ontology annotation, biological process: anatomical structure morphogenesis. The transcript is spliced from 6 exons. The record is from RefSeq and is a predicted model, not a curated record. Gene Ontology annotation, cellular component: cytosol. The annotation marks the transcript as partial. NCBI's taxonomy places the organism in Eukaryota, Metazoa, Chordata, Aves, Rheiformes, Rheidae.
GAGCGGUGCCGGCGCUGGCCGCCCUGACGGCGUCGUGCGGGCCGGGCUCUUGCCUGCACAGCGCGGCUCGGGCGCUUCGCAUCCUGGGCCGGCACGCCGGAGCGCGUCGAGCCGCCGCCCGCGCCGGAGCCGCCGGCGCCCUGGCCUCCCGUUUGGCCUCGUUGCCACCUUCGCACCCGUCGUGCUGCUCGGUGGCUCGAGCCCUGCGGGCGUUGAGCGGCGAGCUUGCCGACGCCGAGCUCGCCGGAGCGUUGCCGGCUCUGGCCGCCGCCGCUUUGACGGCCGGAGGCAAAGGCGGGAGCCGCCGGCGAGCCGCCGCUUUGGGCGCCAUGGCCGCCGCUUGCUCGCGCGCCGCCCUCCGCCCGGCGCUGGGCGCGGCGGGAGCCGUCGAAGCCGUCGUGGGCGAGCUCCGGCGCUCCGUCGCCACGCCGGGACCCGGCCCGCCUCUUUUUUUAACCGCCGCUUUGUGCCUGCUUUGCCGCGAAGCCGUCAACCGGGCGAGGGUGAGGGCGGCGGGCGGUUUGGGCCUCUUGCUCGCCCUCCUGGGCGACCCGCGCGCCCGGCCCGCCCGCCCCCGCGUCCUCCUCGCCCUCGCCGCCUUCGCCUACGACCCGCCCGCCCUCGAGGCCCUCGACGCCCGCGGCCUCGUCCCGCUCCUCGUCGACGUGCUGCGCGGCGGCGGCGAGGACGACGCCGACGCCGACGAUGACGACGAUGACGAAGGAGCCGCCUCUUUCGAUCUGCCCGACCGGCCCGCGGCGCCCACGGCGGCACCCGGCGCGGCCGCCGGCAGCUUGCGGGGCCUCAAGUCGUGGCUGCUGUCGGAAGCCGUGUCGCCUCCUCCGUCGCCUCCCGAAGCGCCGGAGGAGGCGCCGGACGGCCGCCCGGAACGACGCCGACGCCGACGACGCCGGGGCGACGGACGGGUGCUGGGCGCCCUGGCGCUGCCGCCGGGCGCCGGCGAACCCCGAGGACCCGAAGCGCCGGCGUUGCUGCUCUUGGGGCGUUUGGCGGCAGCCGAAGAACCGAGCCGGGCGUUGGCGACGGCGCCCGUCGUCGCCGGGCUCCUCCGUUACCUCGUGGCUUCACCGGCUCCGGCGUCGCGGGCCCUACGGGUGCUGCAGAGGCUCACGGGGCACCCCGGAUGCCUGGGCCCUUUGGUGGGUGCCUACGUGCCCUCGCUGCUCCGCUCCUGGUUGGUGCUGGGCGUCGCGCCGGGUCGCGCCCGACGCCUCUGCCGCCCGGAUCGUGGCGCCGGCGCCGGCCCCCGCGACCCGCGUCACGAGCGCCUCAAGGAGUUGGGUGAGGGGCUGCUGCGCAACCUGGGGGCGGUGGCGGCGUCGCCCUUCGGCGUGGGGCUCCUGACCCACACGCUGCGCUGCGGGGCCCCCCCGGCCCGCCUGGCCUGCGCCACCGCCCUGCCCCUGCUCGCCAGGGCCGGGGCGCCGGGGCCGGCGCGGGGGCUGCUGUGGGGGGCGGGGGGCGCCGGGGCCCUGCUGGUGGCGGCCGUGGCCCGGGGUCCCGCGUCCCCCUUCGAGCCCCCCCCGGCCUUCGCCUUCUACGCCGCCGACGCCCUGGGCGCCCUGCGGGGACACGGCGCCCGCCCGGCGGCCCAGGCGUCACCGAGGUCCUCCAACACCCGGCCCCGGGCGUCACCGUGUCCUCCGACGUCCCCGAGGUCCUCCAACACCCAUCCGCAGGUGUCACCGUGUCCUCCGGCGUCCCCGGGGUCCUCCAACCCCCGUCCCCAGGUGUCAUCGUGUUCUCCACCACCUCCAGGGUCCUCCAACCCCCGUCCCCAGGUGUCACCAUGUUCUCCACCAUCUCCAGGGUCCUCCAACCCCCGUCCCCAGGUGUCAUCGUGUUCUCCACCACCUCCAGGGUCCUCCAACCCCCGUCCCCAGGUGUCAUCGUGUUCUCCACCACCUCCAGGGUCCUCCAACCCCCGUCCCCAGGUGUCAGCGUGUUCUCCACCACCUCCAGGGUCCUCCAACCCCCGUCCCCAGGUGUCAUCGUGUUCUCCACCACCUCCAGGGUCCUCCAACCCCCGUCCCCAGGUGUCAGCAUGUUCUCCACCACCUCCAGGGUCCUCCAACCCCCGUCCCCAGGUGUCAGCGUGUUCUCCACCAUCUCCGGGGUCCUCCAACCCCCGUCCCCAGGUGUCAUCGUGUUCUCCACCACCUCCAGGGUCCUCCAACCCCCGUCCCCAGGUGUCACCGUGUUCUCCACCACCUCCAGGGUCCUCCAACCCCCGUCCCCAGGUGUCACCGUGUUCUCCACCAUCUCCGGGGUCCUCCAACCCUCAUCCUGCACCAUCCCUAAGGUCCUCCAACCCCCGUCCCCAGGUGUCAGCGUGUUCUCCACCAUCUCCGGGGUCCUCCAACCCUCAUCCUGCACCAUCCCUGAGGUCCUCCAGCCCCCGUCCCCAAGCGUCACCAUGUCCUCCACCGUCCCCGAGGUCCUCCAACGCCCAUCCCCAAGUGUCACCGUGUCCUCCACCGUCCCUGAGGUCCUCCAACCCUCAUCCCCAGGUGUCACCGUGUUCUCCACCAUCUCCAGGGUCCUCCAACGCCCAUCCCCAAGCGUCACCGUGUCCUCCACCAUCCCCGAGGUCCUCCAACCCUCAUCCCCAGGUGUCACCAUGUUCUCCACCAUCUCCAGGGUCCUCCAACCCUCAUCCUCCACCGUCCCCGAGGUCCUCCAGCCCCCGUCCCCAGGCGUCCCCGAGGUCCUCCACCCCCCGACCUCCAAACUGUCCCUACGCCCGGGCGUCCCACGACCUUCUGCUGCUGCCUGACGGGACCGAACCGGGUUUAGGGGCCUCCCGGGAGGCGCUGACCCGAGGGUCGCCGGUGUUGGGCGCCAUGUUGGGCGGCGCCUUCGCCGAGGCCCGCCAGGGCGCCGUCACCCUACGCUGCGCCCCGCGCCUGCCCCUCCUCCUCCUCCUCCAUUACGUCCACGGGUGCCGACCGGCCGCCGGGUGUCCCCGGCUCCGUCCUCCAAUCGCCCGGGCCACCGCCGGGGCCACCAUCACCUUGGCCCGUAGGUACCUUGUCCCGGGUUUGGAGGCCGUCAUGGCCGCCGGCGUCUCGGGGCCGCCCGACGUCCUGUGGGCUUUGGCCGAGCGGUGGGCUUGCGGCCCGUUGGCCACCAGGGCAGCCCGGGAGCUUCUGACUGGGCCACCUCAAAAGGUGGCACCUCGUUUGGUCCAGGUGACCCGAGCGGUUCGUUGUCCCAACCGCUUGGCCCGGGCUCUGUUGACCGUCGUGGCGCCCCGGGGUCACCGACCCCGCCUCGAUAUGGGCGAACCCUUGGACGGGGGCGACCCGCUGUUGCGGUUCCCCGGGGAACCGCCCGCCCGGGAGCUCGGGGACCCUCUGGAGGACCUCGGGGAGCCCCUGGAGAACCUCGGGAAUCCUCUGGAGGACCUCGGGAAUCCUCUGGAGGACCUCAGGGACUCCGUGGAGGACCUCGGGGAGCCCGUGGAGGACCUCGGGGACCCUGUGGAGGACCUUGGGGACCUCGGGGACCCCGUGGAGGACCUCGGGGACCCUCUUGAGGACCUCGGGGACCCUCUUGAGGACCUCGAGGACCCUCUUGAGGACCUCGAGGAGCCUCUGGAGGACCUCGGGGACCCUCUCGAGGACCUCGAGGAGCCCGCGGAGGACCUCGAGGACCCUCUGGAGGACCUCGAGGACCCCGCGGAGGACCUCGGGGACCCCCCAGAGAUGCUCGGGGAGGGAGAGGACGCCCCGGGGUGCGUCAGGGACCUCUCGGAGAAGGAAGACGAGGACAUGGAGGUGGAAGGACCUCCGUAAAGAUG